GUAGCCCACACUGAAAGGAAAACGCAGAAAGGUGUUGCUUCAUCACUCUGGCCGAAACACAUCUUUGCGUCCCUCGUCCCCCCGUCCGUACCGCUCUGUGUUGAUAUGUGUAACUGCGUGAGCGCACGUGCGUGCUAGCGCGCGCAUAUGUUGUGUGUUUGUGUUUGUGUGAAUGUGUGUGCCUAUGUGCGUGAGUAAGGGCGUGCGUGCGCGCCUACUUUUAUGUCCACAUCCAUAUAUUUGACCCGUGCGUGCGUUUGGUUACGCUAGUGUUGUAGUGUUGUGUAGUGUCUGGUGUUUUGUUGUUCUGUUGCGUGCGCGCGACACUAGUAUGGGUGACCUGUGCACUGACUCACCCGUCUGUUGCAAGUUGUGAUUCACUUUUGGGGCAGGCCCCGUUCGUCGCGCACUACUCAUCGAUACGCCUCUCUCCCUAUCCAUCAACUGUGGAUGGCCUAGGACUGGACCGGACAUGUGCGAAGAUGUCUUAAAGGACGUAGCCGACGAGUCAACCAACCAAUCAUUGCCUCCGAGGCGUCCUUCCGUCAACCAUUCCCUGGCAACUCUUGCUGCUAGUCUACGGCGACAGGCAACCGGUUGGCUAGGAAGCGCCGAUUAAACUUCCCCUCGAUAAACCCGCCACGCAAUCCGCAGCGUAAUCCGAACCUCUUCCCGUUGCACCGCGAACGCACAGACUUGGACUUGGUGCGCCGCUCCUACUACGGCCCUGGUAGGCAUGGUGCGUUGACGAAGAAGAAUUGGCUGCACUUCAGCAAGAAUUGCUUUCAUAAAAGGAUUGCCAAGAGGAAGAGAAACGUGCGACAACCGAAAGGAGAAACUAAAACUAAGGAGCGCUAAAGAGGAAUAAUAGAAAGGAGUCUAGUGCAGCGGUGUACUAGUGAAGACAGAUAUGCUGCUCAAGAGGCGUUGCGCAUCCGGAGAGAACACUAAUGCGCGGAUCUUAGCAGCAAGCAAGGCUGCACAGUAGGCGCUGGAUUUGCCAUAGGGAAAAAAUCCAAACCAUUGCACUAUAAGCAAUUGUGCUGCAAGCGUUCCAAUUAACAUAUUCUGUGGUCGUUCCUCGAAUCUGCUAGCAGUGCACUACCGACGGGCGCGCUGGCGCUGCUCCGUUCACUCUAAUAGGAAAAAUAGGAUGCCCACAGCACUGAUAGCGUCCAGGCAGAAGUAUACUGAACGGUGGAUUAGACGUGUGAUAACGGCGUUAUCGAAACUAUUACCUGCCGGAAAACGGCAUCCAUGGUCCCGGUGCCAAUAUCAUCUAGCAACCUCCAACGUAAAAGGCGACAAGAUGCAGCGCAAGAUGCAGUACAAUAUAGUUGUGCCACAAGUGCUGGGCAGAGAAGCGGUCGAGAGUCGCCGAGUGGAGAGAAGGAGAUGCUCCGGUGUAUAAAACUACUUGAUGACGCUACGAGCCCCCACGAGCGUUUCGGAGAUAGAGCCAUUUCAAAUUUUGUGUCGAUUGCCAUUCUCCCUUCUCCCUGGUAUACAACAGAAGGCAGAGAAAAGAGCGAACAGUAAACCACCUCAUGAUGCAACAUGCUAGACGGAACUGUCGUCAGAACUGAUCAUUAAAUAGACUAGGCUAACGGCGCAAGGUAGGCACGCACGCACACACGACUGAAGAGCAUUUUAUAAGGAGGGCAUAGCGAAGUAAUUCGUUCGCUGUGGACGUCGGGAUAGCAAAAUCCCCAAAAUGGUUCAAAGCCGCGGGGCGAAGAACGGUCCGGUGACUCCGAGGAAGGAUGAUCCGAUUAUGCUCAGUGGUGUCGGAUUGUCCGCAUCGCAGUACCGUCCAGUUCCCCAGCAACCGCAGCAGCACGGGGCUGCGUGUUACGUCGGGCGCGAUGCACAAGCGCCGAUCUCAUUAGGGCAAACCAUCAAUAACGCCAUCGCCCCCCAGGAUUCCACGAUCACUCCCGCUGCUACCGCCAGCCCCACUACAACGAUGCCGCCCCGGAAGUCUCCGUUCGUGUACAAUUACUGGAAGGACUCACACCAGCUCACUGAUUUAUGUGUCUUCAUGCCAAACGGGAUGCUGAUCGAGUUGCGCGAGCAAUCGGUCUACACCACACUAAAGGAUCUGAAGACGUACGUGUGGGAGCUGGCGGAACGAUACCCCCUCUAUUCGCAUCUGGGCGAUAAGGACACCUACUGCUUCAGCACAGUGUCGGCGGGAGGCAGCUCUGGGCAGGUGCAACAAAAUGAUGAGUCAAAACAGCUGGUGGAUCUGCAGCCCCUAUUUGGUAUUUUCGGCUUCACGAAGAAGAAGAAUGUUUCGGUGAACAGCCAGUUGAUGAGCAGCAUUAACACGCUGCUCGGCACGACGCUGUCCGAAAAAACGCUCAACAACCCGGAGGUGAACGAUUUCCGCUCCAAGAUGGGACGGGUAGAGGAAAAAAUUGCUUCGGAACGGGCUGCCAUGACCCGCAAGGAGCGUAUUGUCUAUCAAUACCCAGUGAAGCUGGCCCCCUCGGUGCCGGAGCCGAUCGCGCAACUGGAGACGUUUUGCGUGGUCGCCAUUAGCGCCGAUAUCAAGGUAACGGUGAAGGUGAAGAGUACGGCGUCGCCGGACGAGGUACUGAAGCGCAUCUUCGAGAAGAAGCAAUUCUCGUUGGUAAAGUCGCGUAACGAGAACAGUUCCGACUACAUGCUGAAGGUGUGUGGCCGGGAGGAGUACAUCUACGGUACGCACCAGAUCAAUCGAUUUCAGUACGUGCAAGACUGCCUGAUGCGCGACGAACCACCCGCCUUUUUGCCGCGGCCGAUCCGGUCGAUCGAAGUGUUCAAGAACAACAUCUACGAGGCUCGCGAUGAUUUCUUUCUAUGGCCGUCACCUGCCCCUAGCUCUUCCGGUUACGGUAGCCCGCUGCCAGCGCCCAGUGGCAGUAGCGGCAACAGUACUGCGAUCAACGUUACAAAGUCACAUGGCCAGCAUCAGACGCCAUCGUCCUCGUCGUCGUCACAUACGCUGCGGAAGGUCAAGUCCAUCAACAGUUGGGAAAUCGGGGCGAAGCUGGAGUGCCUAAUACAGGAGAUCCGCGAACUGAACUGUGACUCGAACAGAAACACUGAGGUCGGGGUGCAGCUCGGCCUAUUCCACGGUGGAAAGUCGCUCUGCAAGACAGAACGGACCCGGCUGGUGCCGCUGAGCGCAGAUGGGCGAGCCGUCUGGAAUCAGCUGAUCCAGUUCGACAUCCAAAUUAGCAACGUGCCACGGAUGGCGCGGCUUUGUCUGGUCAUCUACGAGAAUUUGCGCACGGCCAAGGGGGUAGGGGUGCGGGCGCGCCGCACCAAGGAUGGUAUGAUCAACCCAAUCGCCUGGGUCAAUACGAUGGUGUACGAUUACAAGAGCCAGCUGAAGACGGAUCCGGCGACGCUGUACACGUGGACGUACGCCGAGGAUGCACAGUCGGAUGACAUCCUGCACCCGCUCGGCACGGUCGAGCCGAACCCCCGGCGCGACGAGUGCUCCUCGCUGUUGCUCACCUUCGGCAACUACACGCAGGACAACCGGAUAAUUGUGUACCCGAACGAAGAGGAACUGUUGGCACAGGCAUCGCGCAAGUGCACCCGGAACGAGCACCUGAACCGGGAGAGUGCCGAAGAUCCCCGCUCAAUCGUAGCAAUCAUGUCGGUUUACAUGUACAAUGACCGGCUGAACGACAUACACGAGCAGGACCGGAACGCGAUCUGGGCCAAGCGGCGUGAAUGCAUGCAGCAGAUGCCCGACGGUCUGCCCUGUCUGCUGUACUGCGUCGAGUGGAAUAACCGAGACGAGGUUGCCGAGAUCGUGUCGCUGCUUCAGGAGUGGCCGAAGCUGCCCGUCGAGCGGGCACUCGAGCUGCUCGACUAUGCGUACGCGGACAACAAUGUGCGUCGGUACGCCGUGCACUGUCUGAGUGACAUCCAAGACGACGAGCUGCUGCUCUACUUGUUGCAGCUCGUGCAGGCGCUCAAGCACGAGUCGUACUUGAACAGUGACCUGGUGUCGUUCUUGCUCCAUCGCGCCUUACACAAUCAGCACAUCGGUCACUACAUCUUCUGGCACCUGCGCUCCGAGCUGGCGGUACCGGCCGUCCAGGUGCGGUUCCGCCUGAUCAUGGAAGCGUAUCUGAAGAGCAGCUCCGAGCACGUGCCAGUGCUGCUGCGGCAGAUGCAGUGUUUGCGGCAACUGCAAGUUUGCUCCGACACGGUGAAGCACGGCGGUAAAGAGAAGGUGCGGGCGCUUCUGCAGGAGAAGUUGGCUGAGCGGAGCGUGAUGGAGGCUAUGAACGAUGUAAUUAGUCCACUGGAUCCGCGGUACCGGUGCAAGUCGGUACGCAUCGAGCGGUGCAAGGUGAUGGAUUCAAAGAUGCGCCCGCUCUGGAUUGUGUAUGAUAACAGCGACCGCAGCGGGGAGGACAUCAACAUGAUCUUCAAGAACGGUGACGAUCUACGGCAGGACAUGCUGACGCUGCAGAUGCUGCGCAUAAUGGACAGAAUCUGGAAGUACGACGGCAUGGACCUGCGCUUGAACCCGUACAGUUGCAUCAGUACCGAUCGGCGCCUCGGAUUGAUCGAGGUCGUGUUGAACGCGGAAACGAUCGCGAACAUCCAGAAGGAGCGUGGCAUGUUCUCCGCGACGUCACCCUUCAAGAAAGGUUCGCUGCUAGCCUGGCUCAAGGAGCACAACAACACCGAAGAGCUACUUGCGAAGGCGAUCCAGGAGUUCACGCUCAGCUGUGCUGGUUACUGUGUCGCGACGUACGUGCUCGGUGUCGCCGACCGCCACUCUGACAACAUCAUGGUUAAGCGCACGGGCCAGCUGUUCCACAUUGACUUCGGCCACAUCCUUGGUCACUUCAAGGAGAAGUUCGGCUUUCGACGGGAACGGGUCCCAUUCGUACUGACACACGACUUUGUCUACGUCAUCAACAACGGUCGAACUGACCGCGAGGCCCAGGAGUUUCGCUACUUCCAGCAGAUGUGCGAAGACGCUUUUUUGAGCCUCCGUCGCCACGGUUGCCUUAUAUUGUCGCUCUUCUGGAUGAUGAUCUCGACUGGACUGCCGGAACUUUCGUCGGAGAAGGAUCUCAACUAUUUGCGCGAAACGCUGGUGCUAGACAAAACGGAGGAUGAAGCACGCAGUCACUUCCGGCAGAAGUUCAGCGAAGCGCUGGCUAACUCGUGGAAAACGUCACUCAACUGGGCGUCCCACAACUUCUCGAAGAAUAAUCGUCAGUGACAACUGUUGCUUGCAUGAUCAUUAGUAACCAUCAUCAUACCCACUCAUUCGCAACCCAACCAGCCAGAUGCAGCCACAAACGGAGCCACUGUAACAAUGCCGACGCAUAAUUGCAUACUGCAACAACCAGCUCCCUGCGGUGCAAAUAAGUUGGGUAGCAAAACGAGUAGCAGUAAUAGUAGUAGUAGAAGAAGUAGAAGAAGUAGAAGUAGGAGUAGUUGUAAUAGUGGAAGGAAUGAGUGCCUGCAUGCCAGGAACUUUAUCUUGUACAGUAACUAAUCUUAUUGAGAUAGACGUUGCUCAUUAAUUUAUCACCUUAAAUGUUAUAAAAAAUCUGUGUAUGUAUGUGUGUGUGAGAGAGAGAGAGAGAGAGAGAGCGAGAAAGAAAGAAAGAGAGAGAGAGAGAGAGAGAGAAAGAGAGCGACGAAAAGCGAAUACGCUAGGUAGGACUCCUCGGUGCUAACUAAUCAUCGUCGUAUUGAUAAACUGUAGUCUGUGUAGUUUGUAGCUAUUGGAACCUACGUGCAAUGACUCGCAUUAGUAAAAGUAAACUUACAGUUUUUUUA
This is a messenger RNA of Anopheles aquasalis, 5811 nucleotides long. It is a transcript of the gene Pi3K92E, whose product is annotated as phosphatidylinositol 3-kinase 92E. Gene Ontology annotation, molecular function: 1-phosphatidylinositol-4-phosphate 3-kinase activity; 1-phosphatidylinositol-3-kinase activity. Gene Ontology annotation, cellular component: cytoplasm; phosphatidylinositol 3-kinase complex; plasma membrane. NCBI's taxonomy places the organism in Eukaryota, Metazoa, Arthropoda, Insecta, Diptera, Culicidae. The record is from RefSeq and is a predicted model, not a curated record. Gene Ontology annotation, biological process: phosphatidylinositol 3-kinase/protein kinase B signal transduction; phosphatidylinositol-3-phosphate biosynthetic process; cell migration.